Molecule: messenger RNA, 3246 nt
Organism: Lycium ferocissimum
Lineage: Eukaryota; Viridiplantae; Streptophyta; Magnoliopsida; Solanales; Solanaceae
Exons: 11
Coding region: 1-3246 (1081 amino acids)
Source: RefSeq, a predicted model, not a curated record
AUGGCCACAUCGGUCGGCGAUCCACCGGGGGCUGGAUCACCUAUAAACAUUGCUUCUAAUACGGAGUUUCCAACUUUAAACAUUCAAGAACGUCCUACAUACACUAAAAUCCCUGCUCCAGCUGACUAUGCGAAGAAACUGGGUUUGACAAGUGCUGAAGAGACUAUUCAAGGGGUGAAUCCAAUUGACAUAAAACCUAUUACUUAUGUUAAUGGGAUUCCAAGAGUUAAGUGGACGGAGAAUGAAGUUGCACGUAUGAAUCUAUUGCAAAACCUUCAAUUUGCAGUGGUAAGCAAAUUCUCGUAUGGAUGGCCAGAAUUGGAAGAACUCAGAACAAUUAUACUUGCUCAAUGUGACUCACUGUUUUCUCUCGCUGCUGCGGUGGGUAAACCAUUACAUUUGGAUUUAGCAACAAUCAAUAAAACUCGUCCUAGCUGUGCAAGAGUGAAGGUAUUGGUAGAUCUAGCAUCAGAUCCACCAAAAACAGUUCAUAUGGAUAUAGAGGAUGAAAACACUAGGCUUGUGAGAGAUGUGGAAGUUAAUAUCAGCUAUGAUUAUUUGCCUAAGUACUAUUUUGAAUGCAAAUUACAAGGAUAUGAUGAGAAGGAAUGUUCACAUAUUGUCGCUCAGAACAAGUUUGAUGCCGUGUCAAAAGAAGAAGAAGAAGUCAGUAAUGAGGAGAAGCAGCAUGAAACUGAAGCAGUGAACAUGAUAGUGAAUGAAGAAGAAGGAACUGAAUUUAAAGAGGAAUCCAAGGAGGAAUGCAAUUCAGAUUCAAAUAUAGAGGGUAAUGCAGUGAAGGGGAAAUUACAAUUAUCUAAAGGUGCUAAUCAGAUAAUGCAGCAUGCUGAGGAGAGCCAGGAGAUUACACCUUGUUCUUCUCAUAGAAGAAUACCUGCAGAUCAAGAAGAAAUAAUCAGUCAAAGUAAUCAGAUAGAGGAAAUUAAUCCCAUAAUAGCUAGAUAUUAUGAACCACAUACCAGUCCAAAGGCAAGUUUACAUGAUAUAGUUGCUCAUAAAGUCAUAGAGUCUGAAAUAAAUGAGGUUCUGGGAGAAUUAAACUUAUCAGCAGAGGAGAAUGGAGCAGAAAUUGAUACUGAUAACAUAAAAAAAGUGGCAAGGGAGGCAGAUAUUUCUCCAAAUGUGCUGGCAAAAAGUGGACAGAAGUCAAAGAAUCAAGAAAGCAUGCAAAUCAAAAGACACUUACAGAAGUAUAGAAGAAGAACACGAAUGGAAUCAGCCAUUGCAAAUCAGAAUGGGAAGAUUUGGCAAAUCACUAUCAAACUGCAUCCUCAUGAUAUUGAUACAGACAUCCUAGCUACAUUUGUAUAUGCUAAGUGUGAUGAAGCGGAGAGAAGAGAGCUUUGGGAAAAUCUAUAUCAUUUGGCAGAUUCUAUGAAUCUUCCAUGGUUGGUUGCAGGUGAUUUCAAUGUUAUACUAUCAGAAGAGGAAAAAUUGGGAGGACUACCAGUCAGUCUCUAUGAAUGUGAGGACUUUGCCUUUUGUAUUAACUCUUGUAGACUUUUUGAUUUGGGGUAUAAAGGAAGUCCAUUCACAUGGUUCUUAAACUUCUGGGUGGAUCAUGCUUCCUUUAAGGAUAUAGUUAGGCAAAAUUGGAAGACUGAUUUUGUAGGGUCUCCUUUGUUGGCUUUUAAACAUAAAUUGAAAAAUCUUAAAGGGGCACUGUCUAGAUGGAGUAGACAGACUAACUUCUUUUAUGUCAGAGGACAUAGGAGAAAACUUCUGUUGAAGAGAAUUCAAGAUAGUAAUGGGGAAUGGCUAGAGACUAGAGAGCAAAUUGCAGAAGAGGCUAUAAAUUUUUUCAGAAAGAAAUUUACUCAGGAAGGAAAUCCAGAUGUCUCUAUUUUACUACAUCAUAUCCCUAAGAUGAUUACUCAUAAGCAAAACAGGUUACUCUGCAACUAUCCAACAAAGGAAAAAGUCAGGAAUGUAGUGAAUGAAUUGAAUGGAGGUAGUAUUAGUCGUCCAGAUAGAUUUAUAGGAUUGUUCUAUCAGAAAUGUUGGGAUGUAUUAGGAGAUGAUGUGUACCAUACUAUUUUAUCUUUUUUUGAUGGAGCUAGUUUACCAAAGUCCAUCACUCAUACAAACCUGGUCCUAAUCCCAAAGAAACAAACAGUGCAGAGUUUUUCAGACUUAAGACCAAUUAGUGUGUCAAACUUUAUUAACAAGACAUCAGGAUUAGAGGUAAACCUGCUACCUGCUAAUGUGGUUUUGAAGCUUGACAUGGCUAAGGCAUAUGAUAGGAAGGGUGAAGCAGGGAGAUCUACUUCCCUAGCUCUUUUUCUAAUUUCUGCUGAAGUUCUUUCCAGGGCCUUAAACUCAUUAUUUGAUGAUACGAACUUCAUAGGGUAUGGGAUGCCUAAAUGGACUAACCCCCUAAAUCAUCUUGCUUAUGCAGAUGAUACAAUUAUAUUUUCUUCUGCUGAUACAUUUUACUUAAAUAGCAUAAUGGAGAUUUUAAGGAAUUAUGAGUUAUCAUCUAGCCAGCUCAUAAACGAAUCCAAGAGUUCCUAUUAUAUGUAUGCUAAAGUUGGGAAUGAAUUGAUUGAAUCAGUGGAAAGAACUACAGGUUUUGCUAAGGGUCUUUUUGCUUUUACUUAUUUGGGUUGCCCUAUUACUCAUUCAAGAAAGAAGAAGAUUUUCUAUAUAGAUCUCAUAAAGAGUGAAGGGAAGAAUCCAGUCUUGGAAAGGGAAGAAGGGGGUUUGAGUUUCAAGUCAUUAUUUGAUAUCUCUAAGGCUAUGUUUGCUAAAGGGUGGUGGAGAUUCAGAACAACAAGCACCUUGUGGUCAAAUUAUAUGUGGAACAAGUACUGUAAGAAAUCAUUACCAAACUUAGUAAAAUGGAAAAGAGGAUCUCAGAUAUGGAAGAAGAUGUUGGAAGCUAGGGAGGAAGUGGAAUAUGAAGUUUGGUGGGAAAUCAAGGCAGGUUCAGCAAAUAUCAACGAGGAUUUAGAGGAAGUGGCAGAGCUGAUUGAGGAAGGAAAAUGGAAAGAAAGGGUAUCGCAGCAGAAUUUCCCUGUAGAUAUAGUGGACCACAUAAAAUCAGAAAUCCAAAUUGGGCAACUUCAUGGAUAUUGGGAUAGGCUCUGGUGUAUGGUUACAAGUACAUGUAAAUUCACUUUAAACAGUGCUUGGGAGAUUCUUAGGCACAGGGAAGAAGCACAAAAGGAGUACAAGAUGAUGUGGGGCAAGGGAAUUCCUUUCAAAAUUUCAUUCUUCCUUUGA